CUUAUAAUGGAUGAAGACUGGAACACCAAAUCCCUCGAAUCAGCACAAAGUCCUAAGCUAUCAAAAAGAGGGAGUAAACAUGCUCCUAGUGUCUAUGAUGGUGACAUCCCUUCAGUAUCUGAACAAGUUGACUUUGGAGAAGAUCAUUUAAAAGUCAUAAUGAGUUAUAUCACUUCUCAUAAUUUAUUAAGGAAUAACCCAAAAGCUUUCCUUGUGUUUUUAGAAGAAAGGAAGAAGUACAUGAAAGGGGACUUUUAUUGAUAUAAUUCCUUAAAGAACACCUCCAAAGGAUCCAAGGUUAAUAUAAAAACAUCUGAAGGAAUUACUGCAAUAAAAGAGACAAUAGAGUUCCUUGAAGAAGUUGAAUCAAUCUCUUCAAAGCUUACUUUUGAUCAGGAGCUUUGAAAGCUAGCUCAAAGACAUGCUGAGGAUCUUGGCAAGAAUGGGCUUGUGACUCAUACUGGCUCUUAUAACCUCACCCCUACUCAAAGAGCAGAGCAAGCUGAUAUCAAUGUUGAGGUUCAUGAAAACUUAAGCUUUGGCAAAUUUGAGACCCCUAUGGAGGUAGUCCUCAAUCUCGUCAUCGAUGAUGGUGUCAAGAGUAGAACCAAUCGGAACACUCUUUUCCUCAAAGACAUCGACAAAAUCGGAAUAGGAUUUUCAAAGCACUCAGUAUAUGACUAUUGCUAUGUAAUUAACUACUGUGAAAAUUAUGAAGAAGAUGAGGAAGAAGAGGAAGAGGAGGAAGGUGAGGGGGAAGUCUCCUUGACAGAGGCUGAAGAUUUGACUAAAAAGCAAACAACCACUACAAACGUGCUCCUCAAUCUCAACGAUGAUAGUAACAGCCUUCACUUAAAACAGCAGGCUGACAGGAUUAUAAUGGAGGCUGAAAAAGAACUUGACAAAGAAGAGACUAAAAUAGUACCUUUUGAUGCAGUCACCCUAGAUGAUGAUCCUAACCAAGAACUAAAGGAUGAACUGAAAGAUCUGGAAAAACAGGGGGAAGAAAUUCUUAAAGAUAGUGACAACACUAUCGAUCAGUUUAACGCUGAUGAAUGCAUAAAUACUAUGGAAGAAGUCAAGAAUCCUUGGACUGAUGGAGAAAGAAAAGCAAAAUACAUGCUUGAUAAGGCAUGGAACCCCGAUAAAAAUAUCACAAAAUAAUAUGAACCUAGUAGCUUCCAAAAGGAUGAGAACACCUGUUAAUGAUCUUGAGGUAAAUUCCACUGAUAGUAAGAGGAUUCCUACAAAAAAUGGGCAUAUUGCUCAGACAAUUCUAUGCUGGUGAUGACGCAAGAAGAAAAAGAAGCGUGAAUCUAAAUAAUUUAUUAUUUUCAAUACUUAUACAACCGA
Molecule: messenger RNA, 1353 nt
Organism: Moneuplotes crassus
Lineage: Eukaryota; Ciliophora; Spirotrichea; Euplotida; Euplotidae
Source: the annotation of a GenBank genome assembly